AUGGCUUCGCGCAUCGGAUGGUUCCCGGGCCACAUGGCCAAAGCCACACGGGAGCUGCAGCGCGUGCUGAAGCAGGUUGACUGCGUGCUGGAGGUCAGAGAUGCGAGGCUGCCCUUCUCCUCAGCAAACCCAGAUCUGGCCCGCCUCAUUGCAGAAAAGCGCCGCAUCAUAAUUCUUAACAAAUCAGACUUGGCAAAUCCCAAGUGCAGCCAGGCGGCGCUGCGGAGACUCAAUGGCGGCGUCGGCGGCCAAGCAGGCAUCACCAGCAACAGCACAGAUAGCAGCAGCAGCAGCAGCAGCAGCAGCAGCAGCAGCAGCAGCAGCAGUGAAAGCAGCAGCAGUAGCAGCAGCAGCGACAGCAACAGCAGCAUAGGCAGCACAGCUGGUAUCGGCGGAGGCGGGGGCGUCAGUGCUGUGUCGGCGGCGGCGCCGGCGCUCCUGACCUGUGCCCACCAGUCAAAAUCUCUGAUGGCCACCGCGCUGGGCUGGCUACCGGCCGAGGGGCGCGGCUCAGAGAUGGCGCUUAUGAUGGUGGCAGGGACGCCCAACACAGGGAAGAGCCGGCUGAUCAACGCCAUGAAACUCGUGUCGAAGGGCCAAGGCGCGCUUCAGGGGGUGGGGCAAUGUCUCUGGGUGGGGGCGCAUCCCUCAGGCCGCCCCGCCGACGCCGCGGGCCUGCCCGCAAACGCGCCCCCCGCCUCGUUCGGCGCGUCGCCGACCGCCCUGCGCGCAGGCGGGCUGUCCGGGAAGCAGGCGUACAACCGGCGCGCCGUCGCUGGCGACAUGCCGGGGCUGACGAGGCGGGUGCAGGCUUUCCAGGUGUCUGCCGAUCGCGAGGUGUACGUGCUCGACACGCCCGGCGUCAUGGCGCAGAGGGUGGCCAGCAUCGAGGAGGGCCUGAAGCUCUCGCUCGCAGGCAUCAUAAAAGACAGCAUUGCAGGAGAGGACCGGAUCGUUGCGUUCUUGAUCGAGCUGCUGCGCCGCUGCGAGCGCCACAGGCACACCCUGCAGGCGGUCGCCCGCAACCUGGCCGCCGGCAGCGGCGGCGCCGGCGAGGCCUCCGCGGCCGGCGGGCGCCAGCGGCAGCGGCGGCAGCAGGCGCCGGGCGAGGGCGCCGCUGCGGGCGGGGCGGCGCAUCAGCGGAGGGUCGCGCGGAUCGCGGGCGCGCUCCUGAAAGCCGUGGCCGCGGAUCUGCCGCCCGCGCAGUGGCACCCCGGCUCGGAGGACGGAGAGGAGGGGCCGGCGGGCGCGGCGCAGGGGCUGGGGUCGGAGGCGCGGCGGCGGCUGGAGCUGCUGCUUGCAGGGAUGGGCCUCCCAGAUGACGGCGGGCGGGACGCUGAGCGGCGGCGUGCGGCGUGCAUGCAGGCGGCAGCGCGCCUCGCGGGCGAGCGCGGCGCUAGGGCCGCGCGCUCGCUGCGGCAUAAUCUGGAUGCGCUAGAGGAUGCUGUGGCGGCAAACUGCGAGCAGGGGCAGCGGCAGCUGAAGAGGCUGGUGGGCCUGCUCAUACAGCUCCAGGCAGCGGUGACAUCAGCACCUGAGUCAUCAGCAGCCUCCCCGCUGCAGCUGCGUCCACCCCACAAAGCAGCGGCGCCUCGUGGCAGCGGAGGCACCCGGGCAGCGGGCGCCGCGCCGCCGCGUGGCGGCGGCGGCGCGGGCGGCCGCCGCGCGCUGCAGCUGCUGGCGGAGGCAUUCGCGGCGACGGCGGGCGUCGGGAAGCUGCUGGCGCCGCCGGUGGUGGGGCGGGACCCCACCACUUUGCGGACCGAGGGGGCCGGACGGGGCUCCGCGGUAAGUCAAGAGGCAGCCGGCCUCAGCACAUGGGACGAUCCCUCCCAAUCGGACGCAGCUCCUCGGGAGGACAGCGGCGGCGGCGGCGGCGGCGGCGGUGCUGCUGAGUACGCCGCCGCGUUCCACCUGCGCGCUGAGGUGGCGCUCCUCAGGUCGCGGCUGGAGGACGCCCGGUUCGAAGCCGCAGAGAUGGGCCGCCGCGCCUGCCACCUCCAGGCGCGCCUGGAGGCGGCCCGGGGCGCCAGCGCCGCCGUCGAGUCCGGCGGCGCCGCGGCGGGCGAGGUGGCAGCGGGCGGCGCGUGGGGGGCGGAGGCGGCGGCGCGGGCGGCGGCAGAGGCGGCGGAGGCGGCGGCGAAGCAGGCGGAGGCGCUGGCGGCGCUAUCGGAGGCGCGGGCCGAUGCGGACGAGGCAAGGCAGGAGGCGGACGAGCUGCGGCGGGCACACGCCGCCGCGCGGGCGGCUGCCGAGGCGCUGCGGCGCCGCAACGCCGCGCUGCAGCGCGCUCUGCGGGAGAGGGAGUCCGAGCUGGAGCAGUCCAGUAUUUCACUCGACACUCUGCAGUCCGCCCUCGCGGGCGAGCUCCAGGACUGCCUCCGCCUGGUCUCAGCCCGCCCCACGCACGCCGCACCCGGCUGCGCCGACGGAGGCGGCGGCGCGUGCGGCUCGCCGGGCGCCGCAUCGCCGCUCAGGGUGCAGCGGCCGUUCGCGGCCGCGGCGCCGGCCGCCGGGGCGUGGAGCCCGCAGCAGCACCGGUUCGCGACGGGGUCGCCGGGGCCGGGUGGGCGCGCUGCGCAGCCUCGCGCGCUGUUUGAAACGUAUGGUGGUGGCGGCGGCGGCGGCGGCACGGGCGGUGGCGGGGGCGCAGCGGCGAGCGCGCAUAGGGGGGACUUGGCGGCGCUCGACUCUGAGAUUCUGGCGGCCGAGCGGCGGCUGCAGCAGGCAGCAGAGCGGCUCGGCGUCAGGGGCGGCGGGGGCCGCUGA
Messenger RNA from Monoraphidium neglectum, 2769 nucleotides. Its product is annotated as ribosomal biogeneis GTPase. Gene Ontology annotation, molecular function: GTPase activity. Gene Ontology annotation, cellular component: mitochondrion. The transcript is spliced from 10 exons. The coding region runs from base 1 to 2769 and encodes 922 amino acids. Lineage: Eukaryota; Viridiplantae; Chlorophyta; Chlorophyceae; Sphaeropleales; Selenastraceae. The record is from RefSeq and is a predicted model, not a curated record.